This is a messenger RNA of Lutzomyia longipalpis, 2484 nucleotides long. RefSeq names its product E3 ubiquitin-protein ligase Mdm2-like. Bases 156 to 1706 code for a protein of 516 amino acids. The transcript has 4 exons. Lineage: Eukaryota; Metazoa; Arthropoda; Insecta; Diptera; Psychodidae. The record is from RefSeq and is a predicted model, not a curated record.
UUGAAAAAAGAGACAAAACUUUCCGUUUUCGCCGCCGUUUGACGGAAAUUUUGAGUCUUGGCGUAAAAUUGCCGAAAGCCAUUUUUCGUCGCGCAUUUUGUGAAAUUGUGGCGUGAUAGUAAAACGUGAAGGUGGCCACAGCGUGCAAAGAGACAAUGGAAGGAGAGACAAUUUUGCUGGAGAGAUCAACAUUUAGUGGACUACGUGGUGGUGGCGGUAGUGCGAGUAGUGAGACGACUCACGAAGGUAGUGGCGUGAAGCGGAAACAUCCGCACGAUGAGGGCUUUUCGGAGAUGCCACCAACAUUCUUCAUUACCCUGGCCAAAGAGAGCCCCCGCGGUGGGAUUUGCGAGUCAGAUGACGACGCCACAUUCGACAGCUUCCACGAACGCGAGACAGAUGUUUGCCGGGAUACCAGUGAUACGGAUUCGGAUGGAACAAUUGCCGUGCUGGAGUACGAAGUGGCCACGGAUUGCAGUAGUUCCGGGAACAAUCUCUAUUCGGAUGAAUCCUCCAGUGGAACAGAGCACGAAGUUGUUAUUGCUGCUGUAACCACGUGGAUGACGACGGAUGUGGAUGACAGCUCAUCCGGGAGUGAUUUUGCAAUCUUUGCCGACACCGAGGCAUCCGAAGGGUCCGCCACAGAUCCCGAACUCCGACGUGCUGACUACUGGGAGUGCGUCAAGUGCAAGAAUAAGCAGAAUAAUCCCCUCUAUCGCUACUGCGAAAGGUGCUACCAGAUCCGGAAGAACCAUUUCCCACCGCGUCCUAAGCGCCGGAAGAAGCGCUCAAAGAGGAAGAAGACCAAAGAACGACAUCCGGGGCUGCGUGAUCGUCGCUUCCGGAGUACAUCGGCGUCGGAGCAGGAAGCAAUGACGGUAGUCCGGAAGGAUGGUGGAAAACCCAAGUGCCAGAGCCAUGAGACUAAUGAGGUUGAUGGUAAAGGUAGGAAUAAGGAGCGAAGGUGUAAUUUGACGGAGAGCACAUGUGGUGGGGCCAAUAGUGCAGGAGAGACGCCGGGAAGUGGUGAGGAGGAGGAAGAGUUGGUCAUUGAGGGGCCAUCGAAGGGUCGAGGAGUCACAAGGUCUCGCGUUGGAAGUGCCUCAAGUGAGGAUGGUGGGCGGGAUGGGGGUACGAAUGUAGGGGUACAUAGUAAUUCUAGUCUUGGGAAUAGGAAGAGACGGCUGAGUAGAGUCUCGCAGGAUUUACUUGUGGAGGAAGACGAGGAGGAGGAGGAAGAUGAGGAAAAUGGUGCUUUAGCGUUUAAGAGAGCGAGAUUGGGUAGAAUUGAUAAUAAGUUCUUCAAGAAUGUCAUAGAACGUCUUGGGGGGCAAUCGGAUGAGUCGGGCGUGCAGUCUUGUGUAUCAAGUCAAGAAUUCUCGCCAACAUCAUCCCUUACAACUAUUCUGUCGUCACAGCAAGAUAGUCAGGAGACAUUUUGCGAUGAAUUGGAGCUUGAACGUGCCAAAGCCACGAUAAGUCAGCUGGGUGAGGCGUGGAAGAGCCCCAAGGAGGUGGAUGAACGUGAAAAUCUCGGGUUGUGCAUCAUGUGCCUGGAAGAACCGAAAAAUGGUGUUUUUGUACAUAGUCGCUUCCUCCACCUGUGCUGUUGCUACAAAUGUGCGGUUAAAGUGUGGAAUAAGCACAAGAGAUGCCCAAUUUGCAAUUCAAAAGUCAAGAACGUACUCAAGCUCUUCGUUCACUAAUAAUCUCUCUCUUUUAAGAGGAAGUAAUUGGGAAAUGUGUUUCGCGUAUGGAAGAAGCGAGUAAUGAAUGAGAGGUGUGUGGCCAAACGAAGAGUGUACAUAAGUGGGGGUAACAUAUGAAAUUAAAUUCACGUAUAUAAGUUAUAUAUUAUAUUUUUUCUAAAACAAAAAAAAAUCAGAAAAGAAUAGAGAGAAGGUGGAAGAACUUUACGGGCAAGAAAAGAAGAACGACGAAAAUGGAAUACAUAUACGUGUUUAGCGCUAAUUGAAUUUGCUUUUUAAUGUUUCUUUCUCUCGCUAACUCCUUCAUUUUUUUCCAUCUUCCUAACACGUUAAAUCAUAAAAUUUAUGAUUAUAACUAUACAAAAAUGCAAUUUUUUUCAUCUAAGAACAGAGUUUGUAAGGCUUUCAGCCGGGGUACAAUUUUUUUUUGUCUUUAAUAAUUUAUAUAUUAUUAGGACCUUGUGACACCGAAGAUUAAAUUUUUUUUUAAUAGUUAUUAUAUUUAGAUCUUUAUGCGUGAGGGUGGGGAUAAAGGAAAUUCAAACAAACAAAGCAUUUUAAGGAAUCUACAGAUUUUAUAUACGAAUGAAAUGAAAAAAUCUGUAUUUUAUCACAUGGAUUUACGAUUUAUAACGUUUUUUUGAACACCACAACACGUUGCGUAGCGUGAGAUGGAAAAAAUACAAUACCAUCAAAUACGCAGAAAAAAGACAAAUUCCAGGAAAAAAAAAAUAAAAAAUGAAAAUAAUAAAAUAUUUUCCUUUACAGCUAAAAA